UUAAACUGGGCGCAAGCAGCCCCUCCAUUUCAUUAUUUGGAGUAACUUAAAUAAAUCAAAUGAAAACGAUAACAAAAAUUUAUACGAUUCCCUUGGUGAGAAAUGUGAAACUACACAACAAAAAUUCCAAGUCACGGGAAUGUUAAAGGACAAAGCACCCUUAAUUUUCACACACAACUCUGUCUCUCUCCUCACAUUUUGUAUGCCUCCACUCCACCAACUAGAUCUUCUAUAAAUCAGAGGUUUUGAGGAAAUUCAGGCUUCCAUUUCCCACCUUGUUUCUCAUCUCUUCCAAUGGCUUACUCACCACUAAUUCUCUUGAUUGCUUUUGGGUUCUUCACUCUUCAACUUCAUGCUCUCAACAUCGGUCUUCAAGCAAAUGCAGGUCUCAGCUUGUUCAAACAGUGCAGUAAAACAUGUGAAUCAAUGUUCUGUGAAGCUCCUCCAUUUUUACGAUAUGGGAAAUAUUGCGGGCUCUUGUACACUGGAUGCCCAGGAGAGCAGCCGUGUGAUCGCUUAGACACUUGUUGUAUGCAUCAUGAUCAAUGCAUAUCCAAGAUGGGAAAUGAUUACUUGAGCCAGCAAUGCAAUAAAGAAUUCCUGAAAUGUGUGGAUUCGUUCAAGAGAUCGAGGGCAGCCUCAUUCAAAGGCAACACGUGUGAUGUUGAUGAUGUUAUCAAAGCCAUUAACAAUGCCAUGAAAGCUGCUAUCGUUGCAGGAAGAGUUUUUGGUAAACCUUAAACAACAACGUUACUUUAUUAAUCUUUUUAUGUAUCAAAAAAGAUCCAAAUUUUUUGUUUUUAGUUUUUAAAUUUUCCCUACGUGGCCAUUGUAUGUUUGAUGGGGAAUGAUAAGAUUUGGGUUCUUAUUUUAUCCGUUUGUUGGAGUU
Molecule: messenger RNA, 889 nt
Organism: Salvia miltiorrhiza (redroot sage)
Lineage: Eukaryota; Viridiplantae; Streptophyta; Magnoliopsida; Lamiales; Lamiaceae
Product: phospholipase A2-alpha-like
Exons: 4
Coding region: 295-741 (148 amino acids)
Biological process (GO): lipid catabolic process; arachidonate secretion; phospholipid metabolic process
Molecular function (GO): A2-type glycerophospholipase activity; calcium ion binding
Source: RefSeq, a predicted model, not a curated record